AUGCUCAAUUUUACUGAUGUAACAGAAUUCAUUCUUUUGGGAUUAACCAGUCGUCCUGAACUGCAAGUCCUUUUCUUUGCGGUGUUCUUACUGGUCUACACUAUCACGCUGGUCGGGAACAUUGGCAUGAUCAUUCUAAUCAGGAUCAGUCCCCAGCUCAACAGUCCCAUGUACUUCUUCCUCAGCCACUUAUCUUUUGCCGAUGUGUGGUUCUCCUCUAAUGUCACACCGAAGAUGUUAGAAAAUCUGGUGGCUGAGAUCAAAACCAUUUCCUACACUGGCUGUAUAGUGCAGUGUUUUUUCUUCAUUGCCUUUGUCCACGUGGAGGUGUUCAUCCUUGCCGUAAUGGCCUUUGACAGAUACAUGGCGAUUGGCAACCCUCUGCUCUACAGCAGCCGAAUGUCAAGGACCAUCUGUAUUCGACUGAUCUCUUUUCCUUACAUAUAUGGCUUCUUCAUUAGUCUGAUCUCCACACUGUGGACCCAUGGUCUAUACUUUUGUGGGAACGUAGAGAUCAACCACUUCUACUGUGCAGAUCCAGCUCUCAUCAAAAUGGCCUGUGCAGGGACCUUCAUCAAAGAAUACACCAUGCGCACAUUGGCAGGGCUCAACUUCUCUUAUUCUCUACUAGUCAUUAUCAUCUCCUACAUUUUCAUCCUCAUCGCCAUCCUAAGGAUGCGCUCAGCAGAAGGAAGAAAGAAAGCCUUUUCCACAUGUGGCUCCCACUUGACAGCUGUCACCAUAUUCUAUGGAACCCUCUUCUUCAUGUAUCUCAGAAGUCCGACAGAAGAGUCUGUGGAACAGGGCAAGAUGGUGGCUGUGUUUUACACCACAGUAAUUCCUAUGUUGAACCCCAUGAUCUACAGUCUCAGGAACAAAGAUGUAAAGGAGGCCAUGAGCAGAGCAGUCAGUAGAACUUUUUUAACUAAGUAA
Canis lupus familiaris (dog) is the source of this 933-nucleotide messenger RNA. It is a transcript of the gene OR5M3C, whose product is annotated as olfactory receptor family 5 subfamily M member 3C. Gene Ontology annotation, cellular component: membrane. Lineage: Eukaryota; Metazoa; Chordata; Mammalia; Carnivora; Canidae. Gene Ontology annotation, biological process: sensory perception of smell; G protein-coupled receptor signaling pathway. Gene Ontology annotation, molecular function: odorant binding; olfactory receptor activity; G protein-coupled receptor activity. The record is from RefSeq and is marked inferred.